ACGCCUAAGCUAUAAAUCAUAUGCAUAAACUAAAUCAUACAAAUUUAAAGUUUCUUAUAUGUGAUGAUUAAUCUUUUUAUAAUAACUUUAUUUUUUUUAGGAGGCUGAGAUUUUUUAGCUAAUUAAGAUAAAUUCAUACACACAUCACAGACAAAAAACUAUUUAAUUGAUAGCCAAAACUCUCAACCAACCAAUCAGAUAAAUUAUUAUAUUCGGACGUCGAAUGUUGUCUGAAGACUAAUCAGAAUGCGCCACCUCACCUCUUGCUCAAUACUGUGGCUCGGUGCUACUCGUUACCGCGGCUCGAUGCUACUGACGUUCUGCAUCUGAUUGAUCUCUGGACGACGUCCUAGAUCCGGUCUCUGCAGAGAAUAAUUUCUUAACAAAUCAAGAUGGAAUCCUUUCCCUGUUUCUAAUAAAUUUUUAUGAAAUGGCCCCAAGUUCACUUUCCAUCGACAACCCACGAGCCUCUGUCUCCCUCCUUUAACCAUGGCGGCGAGCGCAUCCCCUUCCUCUUCUCUAUAAUAUCAUUCUUUGGGAAUCAAAAAAAGUGCAAGACGACAACCUAAUCUGAACCCUAACUCCAAUAAUCCCCUCCACUCUCCCACUCUCUGAGUCACCGACUUCCGCUUAUCUCAACCAUUACUGAAGACAACGGCAAGCAGACGAAACUCGGCUGGCCCCGGCCCGGCCCCGCCAAUCUUCCAAUCAGCCAUUUUAUCAAACACCUUACCAGCAUUCGAUCCGCAUACACAUGGAUUCCGCCACCGACGAAGCCAUCAUGGCCUCGCUUCUCAGACUCAAUCCCCAAACUCUCCAGUCCCUCGCCGGCGAACUACGUCUGCGGCAACGCCGGCUGUCUUUUCUUCUACUUUCCCCUCCCCACUUCUCCCUUGCCCUUUCUCAUCUCCGCUCCCUCUCACUCACAAGCAAAACGCUUCUCCUCGCUCGCUUUCUUCUCCGGUCACUUUCUCUUCUUCAAUCCCCCCUCCAGCGCCCCCCGCACCGCUUCUGCCUCCGCGACUUCGACGCCGCCGUCCUCCUACUCGCCAUGUGCGAUUCAUACGAUCCCUCCACCGCCGUCCCCGGCAUCGAUUGGCGAUCUCUGAUCGCCAACCGGCUUGCCCAAGAAGCUCUAUGCCUCGCCGGACUCGGUGGCGGGUGGUGGCAGGUGAUUGGUCCUCAUGUGGACGCCGCAGGAAAAUGCCUACGGCUGGUGGAGGCCGUGAAGAAUACGUCGGCUAGCGGCGGAGCCGCCGCCGCUGCUGCGGCGGUCAUGUCUCUGGGGAUUGCGGAAGUCGGGGAGUGUGCGAUAUGCGGGGAAGAGAUACUGGAUGGCGGUACGAUGCCCUGCGGACAUCCUUUUCAUUGGGGUUGUAUUUUGGAGUGGCUGCGGAUGCGCAACACGUGUCCCUGUUGUAGGUUCGAGCUUCCAACUGUCGAUAUUUACGGUGAGAUUGAAAGGGUGUGGAAGAUGAUCAUCAAGAUGGGAGGAUGAUCAUUUCAAGUACAAGAAAUUAUUGAUAAUAUUUC
Molecule: messenger RNA, 1533 nt
Organism: Dendrobium catenatum
Lineage: Eukaryota; Viridiplantae; Streptophyta; Magnoliopsida; Asparagales; Orchidaceae
Product: E3 ubiquitin-protein ligase SGR9, amyloplastic-like
Exons: 1
Coding region: 755-1498 (247 amino acids)
Biological process (GO): protein ubiquitination
Cellular component (GO): cytoplasm
Molecular function (GO): ubiquitin protein ligase activity
Source: RefSeq, a predicted model, not a curated record